Messenger RNA from Fukomys damarensis (Damara mole-rat), 1100 nucleotides. It is a transcript of the gene Myl6b, whose product is annotated as myosin light chain 6B. The record is from RefSeq and is a predicted model, not a curated record. The transcript is spliced from 10 exons. Gene Ontology annotation, molecular function: calcium ion binding; structural constituent of muscle. Gene Ontology annotation, cellular component: myosin II complex. Bases 311 to 1090 code for a protein of 259 amino acids. Lineage: Eukaryota; Metazoa; Chordata; Mammalia; Rodentia; Bathyergidae.
ACAACGGGCGUACGGCAGAGUCUGAGGCACUAACCGCCACUGCAGGCCGGAAGCUCCCACCCCCGCGUCGGCCCGAAGCUGGAGGGUUUCCCGUGAGCCUGCGCACAGCGGACUACAGCUCCCGGUAUGCUCCGCGGCCACCAGAAUUAACCCUUCGGGGCCGGGAGCCGCGCUGCGUCCCGCCCCCAUCCCUUACCGGACACCGCAGGAGCCUAAAGCUACCUGGGUCUGCUCUUCUACAUCAUCCCUAUCUCAGUGUCACUGAGAUGGGUGCCCCCGUCGGCACACUGUCCUUUGGCCACUGGACAUCAUGCCUCCCAAGAAAGACGUUCCUGUGAAGAAACCAGCAGGGCCCUCCAUCUCCAAGCCUGCUCCCAAACCAGCAGCAGGGACCCCUCCAGCCAAGACCAAGGCUGAGCCAGCUGUCCCUCAGGCUGCUGUGAAAACCCAGGAGCCCCCUAUCGAUCUCUCCAAAGUGGUGAUCGAGUUUAACAAGGACCAGCUGGAGGAGUUCAAGGAGGCCUUUGAGCUGUUUGAUCGAGUAGGUGAUGGCAAGAUCCUGUACAGCCAGUGUGGGGAUGUGAUGAGGGCCCUGGGCCAGAACCCCACCAACGCUGAGGUGCUCAAGGUCCUGGGGAACCCCAAGAGUGAUGAGCUGAAGUCCCGACGUGUGGACUUUGAGACAUUCCUGCCAAUGCUCCAGGCAGUGGCCAAGAACCGGGAUCAAGGCACAUAUGAAGACUACUUGGAGGGACUUCGGGUGUUUGACAAGGAGGGAAACGGCAAAGUCAUGGGCGCAGAGCUCAGACAUGUCCUCACCACCCUCGGAGAGAAGAUGACUGAGGAGGAGGUGGAGACUGUUCUGGCAGGACACGAGGAUAGCAACGGCUGCAUCAACUAUGAGGGGCUGCUGAAGCCCUCUGCCUUCUCUCGCAGCCUUCCUGAAGCACAUCCUAAGCGUCUGAGCUCCACAGGCAGGCCCUCCAGAUGCCCACCUCUUGAGAGAUCCAGUGGGGCCGGACACUCCCCCACCCACCACGCAGCAGGCAGAAGCUCCUUCCUGCCAGGAGGCCACAUUGUUUCAAAAUAAAGAUACAGUU